ACUCCGGACCUAUAAAACCUAGUACAAUGCACAGUGAGCCAUCAGUCUACUAUUCCUUCUAGUUCCAUCAACAGCACUUCAGCCACGAUGAAUUCCUUUAUUACUGCCAUUAUCUUAUUCGCAUACGUCGUCCUGGAAACUUCUACAAAACCUACAUACAACAGAGACGUGCCCUACGCCCCUUGCACGGUUCCAAACAGUAAAACCUGUUUCAUCAGCACGGCCUACACCCCUUUAUCUGUGCAAUAUUACUCUCGGAAUGAAAACGGGAAAAAUGUCUUUGGAUACGCUUAUCUGGGACAGGCUGCCUACAAUGUUCGGAAUGCAAACGGAUUUCAGAUUGGAAGUUGGGCUUACAUGAAUCCGGAAGGGAGGGAGAUCAACGUUGCAUACGUAUCCGAUUCCAAAGGGUACCGUGUUAUGUCAAACGAUUUGCCGAUUGCUCCUACUGAAACUCCCGAAGUUGUCGCUCUUCGAGCCAGACAUAUGGCCGCUCACGCUGCUCUCAAAACUAAAGUUGCUAAGCCUGAAGAAGAAGAUAAUCACGAUAAAACGGAUCCUGAAGACGAAGACUUAGCUAAGGAAAUUAACGCUGCACAGAUGGAAUUUAUGAAAGUUUUCCGUGAAAUUCAAGCAUUUUAAAAUCGAAAAUUUCAGUUUUUAACCUUGUACCUGUGGGCAUAUCGUAUAAACACAUUCAUUUCCCAUCUAUAAAAUUGCUUCAUAUUUUAAAAUCGGUGUUAUCACAAAGUAUCCGAAAUCAAUAAACACAAAUGAAAAGAACAUACUUAGAAAUCAAAUGCUGCCAGUUGAGAUGAAACGGAA
Molecule: messenger RNA, 825 nt
Organism: Daphnia pulex (common water flea)
Lineage: Eukaryota; Metazoa; Arthropoda; Branchiopoda; Diplostraca; Daphniidae
Product: cuticle protein 7-like
Exons: 2
Coding region: 88-642 (184 amino acids)
Cellular component (GO): chitin-based extracellular matrix
Molecular function (GO): structural constituent of chitin-based larval cuticle
Source: RefSeq, a predicted model, not a curated record